Botrytis cinerea B05.10 is the source of this 3605-nucleotide messenger RNA. RefSeq lists its product as hypothetical. Lineage: Eukaryota; Fungi; Ascomycota; Leotiomycetes; Helotiales; Sclerotiniaceae. The record is from RefSeq and is a predicted model, not a curated record. Gene Ontology annotation, biological process: carnitine metabolic process. The coding region runs from base 806 to 3340 and encodes 844 amino acids. Gene Ontology annotation, molecular function: carnitine O-acetyltransferase activity. The transcript is spliced from 5 exons. Gene Ontology annotation, cellular component: mitochondrion.
GGGACUGAGAUUCGUACUCGAUUUUAAUUAAGAUUGUUUGUUUCCUGUAUGCAUCCCGUACCAAUUGUUGUUGACGCUGCCAUAUUUUUCUCCAUCAUAAGUCGGCUGCAUCUCUAGGAGGUACGACACGAACGAUUCAUCAGAUACGUUCAAAGUAAUACAUCUUGCCGCAUCAAAUCCUGCAAACGGAUGAAUGGAUUUGGAAGGCAUCUUAAGCUUUCAAAGGCACGUCAUUUUGCAAAGUUACCACAGGAUAAGCACAACGAGGCUUCAGCCUUUUGGCACCCCACUUCUCGACCCUACUCAAACCCCAACAUCUGUUCUAUCCCAUCUGGUCAUCUCCAUCGAUCCGUAAGAACAGAACGGGGAGACUUGCGGCGCCCAGUGUCAUCCUGCAACAUAUUUGAGAUAUCCUCUAAGCCCACGAACCACACCCACUCUUUCUCAUCCGCUUGACCGAACUGACCGAACUGACCGAACGUUUUGAGCUGCUUGCAUUAUCGAAUCCCUUUGUUCCAGAAUACUGAUCACACUCAGGAUUUUCUCUGGGAUAGUGGUAUAUUUAUCGUUUCUGACCCACGCCUCUUUCACAUGCUCCGACAUUGACGAAGAGAUCCACCGGGCCUGGUUCCGUGGUUGAGAAUAGAGUAUCAUUCACACAAAACUUUUUACCCUUGCACUUGCAUCGUGCAACGAUCUUUUCUUCCUUGUUCACUGAAGUCCUCCCACCCCCAGGGAAAUUUCUGGAGGCAAAUAUACACACGAUAAAAGUAGACCGAGGCAUGAAGUUGUCCGUACAUUCAGGAUGCCUAAAUCUUUAAAUGAAUCCCUGAUCACAGCAGGAGAACCUCCUGUCAAUGCUGCACCCGACCGAAAUCGAUCAAUGGAAGGAGCAAAGAAGGUCAGCGAAGGCUACUCAAAGGACCAAAGAGAUCCUCUUGCUAGCGAUCAGCCAAAGCACGAGCAAGGAAUUACUUUUGCUGCCCAAGACAAGUUACCAAAGCUACCGAUACCAGAGUUGGACAGCAGCAUGACGAAAUAUCUGACAGCUCUAAAGCCAUUGCAGUCACCGAGAGAACAUGCAGAGACCAAACAAGCAGUGGAAGAGUUUUUGAAGAAUGAUGGACCGGAACUUCACGAGAGACUAAAGAAGUAUGCAAAUGGAAAGACUAGUUAUAUUGAGCAGUUUUGGUACGACUCAUACCUUAACUUUGACAACCCAGUUGUUCUGAACCUCAACCCCUUUUUCUUACUUGAGGACGACCCGACGCCUGCAAGAAACAACCAAGUAACUCGUGCAGCCUCAUUAGUGGUAUCUGCAUUGUCUUUCGUCCGCGCAGUUAGAAGAGAAGAAUUACCUCCCGACACAGUAAGAGGCACGCCUCUCUGCAUGUACCAAUACUCGAGAUUAUUCGGAACUGCACGCGUACCUACUGAGAAUGGAUGUCACAUCGGACAAGAUCCAGAAUCAAAGCAUCUCGUGGUCCUUUGCCAUGGUCAAUUUUACUGGUUUGAUGUUCUCGAUGAUAAUUCGGACCUGAUCAUGACUGAACGAGACGUCUCGAUCAAUCUACAAACAAUUGUCGAUGACGCGCAGCAAACCCCUAUACAAGAUGCCGCCAAAGGUGCACUUGGUGUUCUCAGUACCGAGAAUAGAAAGAUUUGGUCGGGUCUUAGAGAUGUGAUGACCAGGGAAGAAGGAUCAAAUAAUGCAGAUUGUCUUGGAAUCGUAGAUUCUGCCUUAUUUAUACUCUGCCUUGAUUACACAGAGCCCCAUUCCCAAGCAGAUUUAUGUCAAAACAUGCUCUGUGGAACUAGUCAAGUUGAAAAGGGUGUUCAAAUUGGAACAUGCACGAAUCGUUGGUACGACAAAUUACAAAUUAUCGUCUGCAAAAAUGGCAGUGCAGGUAUCAACUUCGAACACACCGGUGUAGACGGGCAUACCGUCCUCCGAUUUGCAAGCGAUGUGUAUACAGAUACAAUCCUCCGUUUUGCUCGUACAAUCAACGGACAGGCACCUAGUCUCUGGGCAUCGACCAGUCCAGACCCAGCUAAACGUGACCCGGCUAGUUUUGGAGAUGUAAGCACUACUCCUCACAAAUUAGAGUGGGAUAUGAUACCUGAACUCAGUAUUGCCGUUCGCUUUGCGGAGACUCGUCUUGCAGAUCUCAUCCAACAAAAUGAAUUCGAAACGCUCGAUUUCGCAGCGUAUGGAAAGAAUUUCAUAACGAGCAUGGGAUUCUCCCCAGAUGCUUUCGUGCAAAUGGCAUUUCAGGCUGCAUAUUAUGGUUUAUACGGUAGAGUGGAAUGUACAUAUGAGCCAGCAAUGACGAAAGUCUUUCUUCAUGGAAGAACUGAAGCUAUACGAUCCGUAACACCCGAAUCACUUGAUUUCGUACAGAAAUUCUGGGCUGAAAAUCCCCCAGAACAAAAGGUCGAGGCGCUGAAGAAAGCAUGCCAGAAACACACAGCUAAUACGAAGGAAUGCGCGAAAGCCCAAGGUUGCGAUCGCCACUUAUAUGCUCUCUUUAGUGUGUGGCAAAAAGCAGUCGACGAAGAUGGUGCAGAGGCGGCUAGUAGUAAUGGAUUGAGCAGCAAUGGAUACUCCAGCCCUGUUGAGACAGGUUCAUCUAGAGGUAACUCGGUAAUUGGUAGCCCAGGCCGGAAUUCAAUUUUGAGUGAUAGCGAUGAAAUCGAGCGUCGCUCAUCUCGUGCUCGAGGCAAUUCCACCCCAGGAUCAUUGAAUCAUUCCAUGCCUCUUCUUUUCGCAGACAGUGGUUGGGACAAGCUCAACACAACCGUCCUCUCAACCUCCAACUGCGGUAAUCCAUCCCUUCGCCAGUUCGGAUUCGGUCCUACUUCCGGUGACGGAUUUGGAAUCGGAUAUAUUAUCAAGGAUGAAGGAAUCAGUAUCUGUGCCAGUAGUAAGCAUCGCCAGACAAAACGCUUUGUAGAUGCUAUUGAGAGUUAUUUGCUCGAAAUUAGGAGAGUGUUGAAAUCUACGAGAAGAGGCACAAGUCCAAAGGCUAGUAGAGCGAGAGAAACUAGUACUAAUAGACCGACUGCGGGGAAAAAGUUGAAGAGCAGAGGAAGAGUUCUUAGAACUGCAGAGUUGGGUAAGAAAACGCUCGGGACGAUGACGCCGGGAUAUGAGAGUGCGGCUGCUAGUGAUGAUGAGGGGUUGGGUGGAUAUGGAUUCUUCGACGCAGGCAUGCUUCUUCAAGCUCUCAAAGCAAGAGGUGAAGGCCUAGAUGAUUCAAAUACGAGAUCUUCCGAACGCGCCAAUGCCAAUGCGAGAAGGAGGGAAAUUGGAAAGAAAUUGAGAUUGAGUGAAUACUAGGUUUGGGAUUUAGCAAGGCUCUCAAGAGAUAGGCAAAUAUGGAUAAGGUGAUAUGGGAGGUUCUUGGAGUUUUUACAUUCUAAAUAAACGAGGGUCUUUGGAGACUUGGAUGGAGACUUGGAGGGACCCUCGCAUUGACAAGACUGGAGUUUUUAUGUAUUGCAACAUUGUUAUGUUAUUUUUCUCGGUACACAUACCUUUUUUUUAACGAAUAAACGAGGAAUUUGAGAAUAAUCAACCUAGUAUAGUAUCACGAAUGCUUUUA